Lepisosteus oculatus (spotted gar) is the source of this 7522-nucleotide messenger RNA. The record is from RefSeq and is a predicted model, not a curated record. Lineage: Eukaryota; Metazoa; Chordata; Actinopteri; Semionotiformes; Lepisosteidae.
AUUGCUCUUCGUUCCUCGAUCUUAGAUGCUGCAUCUAAUCUCAUCAACAUUAAUAUGUGUCGUCUCAUCACUUAGUCACUCAUUAGACCUCUAAGGAUAGCAUAAAUCUCCUGACGUAAAAGAAAUCGAGACAAGAAUGAAGGGUUAUGAGCCCUUUUUUUUCCGUCUGACUAGACAGCAUCUUGUUAAGUAUAUGCUAAAGUGCAUAAACCCAUAUAACUUACUCCUUAUGGCUGGAAACUCAUAUAAUUUAUGUUUAUGACAUAAUGUAACAAAGUUCUAACCCCUCAUUUUGAGGUAUCCUAUCUAGGUACACUAUUUCUGUGCCUGCGUAAUCACAGUAGAUACCUUAGUAACUUAACCAUUUUGUUUUGCUGCAGCGACAGUCAUUUUAGCGACAAAACUCGUGUAGUGUAUCUUGUCGGUUUUUCGGAAAUGCAUUCUGAGAUGCUACCCGAGUCAGGACAGAAGCCAUGAGCCUUUGUCAAGCCAUCCAGAGAAACCCUGGUGCACAGGCAAGGCUGGAAAGAUGGGCACUCAAAGCGCCAUGUGCAGUUUCUCCUCCCACCGUAAGGACGCAGCAGCGCCUUUUUCCUUGCACGGUGAAGUAGAAGGAAGCCUCCUUAGUCGUGUCAAGUACAGCCACUCCUCUCGGAGCUACAGGCAGGCAAGACCAGUCCCCCCGCUGAUAUUACAGCUAGCAGUGGCAAACAUAAACAGUGUGGAGGGCAUGCUCGUUGGGGAGUGGAAGCAGCCCCAUGAGAUCCAGAACUGAGCGCAGUCCAGCAUUGCAGAUCAUGGGUUAAAUACAUCCGUGCGCGUCUAUACACACGAAAACAAGUUUUCACAUUCUCUCGCUAUCUAUUUUUCCCCCGUCUCGUUUUCCGUGUUACCAGCUGGAAAGGACGCCACGUUUAAGCUCGACGUGCUCAUGCUCUUAAGGUAGGGGACUGAGUUGUGUUUCCCGUGCGUUUUAAAAAAAAAAGAUUUGCCUUCGGACGGAAAUCAUCAGCGAAAAACCGAAUCGAAGCAAAGAGCGGAACAGCAGGAAAAUCUCCAACCUGAAGAACUGGAUGUUUUAUGCAUUUUGCUCUUUGUGCAGAAGUGCACAUGUGUGAUGCAAGCGCGUCCUCAGUAAUAACUUUUUUAUCCUAAAGGAAAAGUUUACAGUGAAUGUAUACUGAGUUUAUUUCCCAGGUCAACAUUUGCAAUAAUUUACAGACUUUACAAAUCUACAAGCGAUUGCAUUCUUCAGAACGAUAGCUCGUAGCUUCCCUACCGAAACCCAAUAUUAGCGAUACACAUACUCGCUUUUAAAGACCUUUUGUUUUGGUUUCUCGUGGUGGUCUUGAAUUAAACGGAGAUGGAAGCUACGGACAGUCAGGAUGACAAAACGAAUAACCCGUCGAAGUCCGAGAAGAGGUUUGCGCUCUGGUACAUGGGCUGGUCGCCUCUGGACAGGCGGACCACGCUGCCCAUGCUGCCCUGGCUGGUGGCGGAGAUCCGCAGGAGACGUGAGAGGAGCGAAGCAGGUUCGGCCCAGGCCAGGGAGGUGCAGAUUAUUCUGAUCCCACCGCUCAUACGCUGCGUUCCUGCGAGCAACAGCAGCUCGUCCGUCUUCAUCUUCGAGCACAAAGCACAGCAUAUAUCCAGAUUCAUUCACAACAGCCAUGACAUCACCUAUUUUGCCUACCUUAUCAGGACUCAGCCUGACAACCCUGAAUCCGAGAUGGCGUGCCAUGUUUUCAAGGCAUCAGACCCAAACCAGGUGCCUGAUGUCAUCAGCAGUAUCCGGCAGGUGUCGAAGGCAGCCCUCAAAGAGGAUGCCAAGACCAAGCAGGAGGGAGAGGAGGCCUUUUACAACUCCCAGAGGUUUGAGGUUCUCUACUGCGGGAAGGUGACGGUCCUUCACAAAAAGGCCCCUUCCACCCUGAUUGACGACUGCGUUGAGAAGUUCAAGCAGCAUGAGUUGGAGAGCAAACGCAUCAAGCUGCUGAAUGACCAGAGAGGGUCGACAGACUCGGUAUCUUUUAUAGUUGGAGAAGGAGACCCCCUGACGCCGCUCCUGAGCAGCCCACCCGAUCGCGGGGAGGGCGGUGGGGCGGCGGACAGCGUGAAUGGGAACAGUGUCCUUUCGGCCAGCGCAAGCCAAGCCAGCCUCCAUGGGUCCCGCAGUGCCUUUCCGGAGUGCAUCUUGGAGGACUCAGGGUUUGAUGAUCAGCAGGAGUUCAGGACCCGGUGCAACAGCCUGGCUGCAGGGUUGCAAAAAAAGGUGUCAGAUAGCAACUUGACGGGUCCACUGCGCCGGAGACACGCCAGUGCGCCAAGCCAUGUGCAGCCCUCAGAUGCAGAAAAGAACAGGACCAUGCUCUUCCAGGUGGGACGUUUUGAAGUAAACCUUAUUAGUCCUGACAGUAAAUCAGUGGUGCUUGAAAAGAAUUUUAAAGAUAUUUCUUCAUGUUCUCAGGGCAUUAAACAAACUGAUCACUUUGGUUUCAUCUGCCGUGAAGCUAUUGAGUCAGGUCCAAGUCAGUAUGUGUGCUAUGUUUUCCAGUGUGCAAGUGAGUCUCUGGUGGAUGAGGUGAUGCUGACUCUGAAACAAGCAUUUAGUACUGCUGCUGCUCUUCAGAAUGCAAAAACCCAAAUCAAGUUGUGUGAAGCCUGCCCAAUGCAUGACUUACACAAACUCUGUGAAAGGAUAGAAGGUCUUUACCCACCAAGAGCAAAGCUUAUCAUACAGAGACAUCUUUCCUUGUUGAAUGACAAUGAACAGGCUGACAUUUUUGAACGUGUUCAGAAAAUGAAGCCAAGCAGCGAUCAAGAGGAAAACGAGCUGGUGAUUCUGCACCUAAGGCAGUUGUGUGAAGCUAAACAAAAAACUCAUCUUCACAUUGGAGAGACUCCCCAGCCAAACUCAUCAAACAGCGGGUUGUCGGAGAGCGUUUCUACAAGCGGCAGGUUUAAACUCGACGUUUUGAAGAACAAGGCUCGGAAGUCUCUGACCAACUCUCUGGAAAAUAUAUUUUCAAGGGGAGCAAGCAGAAUGAGAGGUCGUCUUGGUAGCAUGGACAGUUAUGAGCGGUCCAGCAGCCUAGCCUCCGAUAAGGACUGCUCCCCCGGGGACUCUCCCCCUACAACCCCACCAGCCUCCCCAGUGUCCUCGCUGGGACAGGCCUUCCCCGAGGAAGACCCCGACUCUCCGCAGUUCAGGAGACGAGCUCACACCUUCAGCCACCCACCCUCCAGCAAGAAGAGGAUCUCCUUCCCAGACUCCCGAUCUCAGAGCAGCAGAUCGCCCAUCCAGAGGCAGCAGUCUGUGGCGCCUGAGCUGCUGCAGAGCAGCCCCAUUGCGAUCUCGAGACGCACUCGCAGUGUUUCUGAAAGCGAUUCCUCCUCCUCCAGCAUCCCCGCUUCGUUCUCAGCUCCUACUUUCCUGAAAAACCUUUACCAGGCCUCCAGCCGGCCCCUCCCUCUGGCCGACAGUGGGAACUUCAAGAGCAAUGGUGAAGGCAGGAAGAGGACCUUCUCGGGGUGCAGCAGCGACUCCCUGAGCGCUGGGGUUCCUCCCGUCACCCCCCGUCGAAUCUCCUGGCGCCAGAAGAUCUUCCUCAGGGUCGCCUCGCCCAUGAGCAAGUCCCCCGCCGCGAUGCAGCGGAAAGACCGACUGGAUGGGACGGAGCUUCUGCCUUUGUCCCCGCUGGCGCCCGCUCUGGAGAAGGACCCCCUGGCCGCUCUGCUCCAGCCUGAGGAGGCCUUCGUGGAGAAGAGGCCCAGGCACACAGCAGAGGAUCUGAGGGCCCUGUGGAAGAAGGCCAUCCACCAGCAGAUCCUGCUGCUGCGCAUGGAGAAGGAGAACCAGCGGCUGGAAGAAGCCAGCAGAGAUGAACUCCAUACCCGAAAGAUAAAGCUUGAUUAUCAGGAAGUGGGCCAGUGUCCAAAGGAUGUUUCAGCAGCAUGGGACAAGAGACUGAGUGUUCCUGGUCGGGCGAAGGCGCGGUGUGAUAUGGAGGAGAUCCACAGUGCGUUGAGUCAAGGUGUACCAAAGAAUCGACGUGGGGAGAUCUGGCAGUUUCUGGCUCACCAGUAUCGCCUGCGACACCGGCUUCCCUGUAAACAGCAACCUCCAGACACUUCUUAUAAAGAGCUCCUGAAGCAGCUCACUGCACAGCAGCAUGCCAUCCUUGUAGAUCUUGGACGGACAUUUCCCACUCACCAGUACUUCUCCACGCAGCUGGGUGCCGGCCAGCUGUCACUCUUCAAUCUUCUGAAGGCUUACUCUUUGCUGGACGUGGAGGUUGGCUACUGCCAGGGAAUCAGCUUUUUGGCUGGGGUGCUGCUGUUACACAUGAGUGAGGAGCAGGCUUUUGAGAUGCUCAAGUUCAUAAUGUACGAUUUGAGCUUCCGCAAGCAGUACAAGCCUGACAUGGUCUCCCUGCAGAUCCAGAUGUACCAGCUUUCCCGACUGCUCCAUGACUACCACAGGGAUCUGUACGAUCACCUAGAAGAGAAUGAGAUCAGCCCAAGCCUUUAUGCUGCUCCCUGGUUUCUCACUCUCUUUGCUUCUCAGUUUCCUCUGGGCUUUGUGGCCAGCAUUUAUGAUCUAAUAUUUCUUCAGGGGACCGAAGUGAUAUUUAAAGUGGCUCUGUAUUUGCUGAGUAGCCAUGAAUCGCGUAUUAUGGAAUGUGACAGCUUUGAGACCAUUGUGGACUUUCUGAAGAGUACCAUCCCAAAUCUGACCUUAGCUCAGAUGGAAAAGACAAUCUCCCAGGUGUUAGAGAUGGACAUUUCCAAGCAGCUCCACGCAUAUGAGGUCGAAUAUCAUGUGCUACAGGAUGAAAUGCUGGAAGCAUCUUCACCUACUGAAGAUGGGGACAGAUUGGAGAAAUUAGAGAAGGCCAACAGUCAGCUCAAGAAGCAGAACAUGGACCUGCUUGAAAAACUACAGGCUGCCCGUCUUAAAAUACAGAGCCUGGAACUUACCAUGGAAAACUUUCUAACUCGGGAGAGUAAAAUGAAGCACUUGAUUCGUUCACUGGAGCAGGAGAAGGCAGCCUACCAAAAGACUAUAGAGCGCAUGCGGAGCAGCCUGCCACAAGACAUGCUGUCUGAUGUCGAACUGACAGAGAUUAAGUGUGGCUCAAAUAGCAAAGCAAAACCAGGAAACAAAAAGCCAUGAUGCUGAAAUAUGGUAAGGUGUCAUGCAGUAUGUUAUUCCCUUUUGGAUGAAUAUAACAUAUAAAUAAGGGAAAAAAAGCCUUGCCUACAGAGACUUUAAAAGCUUUGGCCUAUGACAUUUUGAAAGCAAAGUGUUUUGAGCCAGUUAAAGCUUGCAGGCCUUUGUAAUAUCAGUGUAGAAAUACAGAGCUUCACCUGGGUGUCCAUUACUGUAUCAUACAAAUAAUCCUUGAAUGUCAAGCAAAUAAGAGCUUUUUCUUAAUGAAACAGUGUAAUGGUAAGUGUAAUUAAUAUUUCGACAUGAGAAAACCUUUUGUUUUUUCAUGGAAAAAAUCACUGUGUUGAAAUAUGGGGUUUAAGUACCUUACAAUAAUAUAAUUCAAAGUGAAUUGCAAUGUUUUGAAAUUAAAUUUUGCUUUUCAUGUACAACCUUAUUCCAUAUACUCUAUUUUGGGACACACAAAAGACAAUGUUGUAUGUAUUGAAAAUACUUGAAAAAUGUUGAAUGUAUUUCCCUUCCAAAGAACAGCAUGUAUGAAAUCUGUUUUGUGCAAAAAGAAUAUAUGUGUGGAAUCAAAUAAACCUGCCAUAAGGCUUUGCUCUUAACACUGAAUAUUAAAAGCUGUACAGCCUUCCAUCACAACAUAGAAUUUGGAACAUAGGAUAGCUACUUCUGUAGCGCUGUGUGAUACCAAAAACAUUGCUGGCUUCUUACAAGAAAAGCUAAACCCAAAGUUCAGUCAGAAUUCAAAACUGUAGUCACGACAGUCAUUGGCUUCCUGUGUUGCAGACUUUGGUGUUAGACAGAGGUAAUUAACAGCUGCAGUCUAGUGAUUCCUUUGCCAGUUCUCAUCAUGACACUUAUACUGUAAGUUUAAUGCAAACUUUGCUGGUGUGAUCACAGAUUGCAUGCUAUGCAGUUACACAACUGAUGCUAGUAGAUAGUGUCCGGAAAAAAGUAAAAAGUAAAAAGUGCUUUACAGUCAGAUUUUAUGGACAUUGUAUCUAUAAUUUUUCAUGAUUUAAUUUCUUUUGUAAGUGUAGGUGUUCUAAGCUUCUUUAAGAAAGACACACUAGACAAAUUCUGUCCCCCAAGGCUGUUACUGCUUUUUGAUUUUUAUUGUUAGUUUGCUCAUUCUGUGAUAGGGAUGUCGCCUUUUUUUUCAUUUCGGUAUUGUCUAACCUGAGAAAGUCAGAUCACACUUCGGUGUGGGAAACCAUGAGCAGCAUUGCAGCUGUUCACAAACCUAAACAGUGAGGUUAGAAUAUUACUCAAAGCGGAAAGUUCUGUGCCCCUGUGAAGCAUUUUUUUGGUCUGCUUUUGCUCUGUUUUUAAUCUUCAUGAUGUGUUGGUUCUUUUUCAUAACCUUUGCAAGAAAUUGUUUUGAUCCUUUCUUAAACACACGCUAAACUCAUCAGGUUCUAGUCAGGCUCAGGUCAUCCACCAGGAAGAUGAGACACUGCAGUCCACAGUUGUUACAGAUGAAAAGUAAGAGGUUUUGUACUUGCUUAUACCUGUAGUAGGUAAUGAACCAGAAAUGUGAUGUUUAUCAAUAUUUGUAAAUAUUGUCCAGAUAAUUGACAAAUAUUAUUUAGAAACUGCAGCUUCUUUUUCAGAUUUACUGGAUUCUGAAAUGGUUGGGAAUUUACUGGUGUUUGCCUGGUCUAAGAUAUUAUCUAUAUCUAGAAACCACCAAAAUUAGAACUAAUUAAUGAUUGGCCAUUUUAAAUCUAUAGAGAGAGAGUUAUCUUUUCCAAGUCACAUUUUAUUUUUGUGAACUAACUAGGACUUAAAGAGAUGUUUAUUAUUUUGUCUGUGAGGAUUGUUUUCUGUAACUUCAUACAAAAUCUUAGAUGCUGCAAGAUAUUUUGUGAACUCCUCAGAAAAACACCUCCAAACCAUUUCAGUUUGUUUGCAGAUACAGACUAUCUUCUAUUGUUUUGUUUUCUUUAUGUUUGGUUAGUUGAGCAUUUUUCUGACAAAGUGCCAAAACUAGCAUUGCUUUCCUCAACCAUUAUUUUUAAUGAAACUUCAAGAAGUUAUUAAUGAUCACUAUGCAAUGUAGUCCUUGAAAAUUAAGAACGUGAAUAUAGAAAAGGGUAAAGGGUAAACUGAUGUAUUGGUAUACUUAAGUGUUUGAGAAAAAAUGUUGCUGCCCAUCCUCUGUCAUUUCCUAUUCUAUGUAGCACAUGAUGCAGCUUUCACUGUAGAAGACUGUCUGCUGUAUAGUAUUUGUCUGGUGCAGGAUUUUAUGAUGUUGGGGUUACCAGGAAUCAUUUGGCAAUGAAAUAGCCAUUGUAAAUUACAUUGUUACAAAACACCAAUAAAACAGAAUGAAAAAUACAA